CAAACCACAUUGCAUAGCAGCAGCCAGCAUAUGUAGAGCGAGAGAGCAUUCAAUUAUAUUCAUCCCAAGCUCGCCCUCCACCUUCAAUUUAUUUGUCCAUCGUCUUCCAUCCAUUCCUAGCUAGCUAGCUUGCUUGCAUACAUACAUACAUACAUACAUAUAUAUAUGGAGGUCGUCCCAGUCCCAGGGGUGGCCGCCGGCGAUCAUCUGCCGUGCGCCGGCGCCAUGGCCGCGCUCGCCCUCCUCCUCUGCGCCUUCAUCUACGCCGCCUGGCUCUCGCCGGCCGCCACCAGGCGCCGCCUCCGCCGUGCCGGAUUCGACGGGCCCAGGCCCUCCUUCCCCUUCGGCAACCUGCCCGAGAUCACCGCCACCACGAUGGCCGCCGCCAACAGCAGCACCAGCACCAAAACAACACUGCCGCUGCUGCCUGCUUCCCCCUCCUCCACCAUCAGCGACGUCCACGCCGCCGUAUUCCCCUACUUCGCCCGCUGGCGCCAGGCCUUCGGCAAGGUCUUCGUCUACUGGCUGGGCACGGAGCCCUUCCUGUACGUGGCCGACCCGGACUUCCUCAAGGCCGCCACCGCCGGCGCGCUCGGCAAGCGCUGGGGGAAGCCCGACGUCUUCCGCCGCGACCGGAUGCCCAUGUUCGGCAGGGGGCUCGUCAUGGCCGAGGGCGACGAGUGGGCGCGCCACCGCAACAUCAUCGCGCCCGCAUUCUCCGCCACCAACCUCAACCACAUGAUCGGGGUCAUGCAGCGGACCACCGCCGGGAUGCUCGCGCGCUGGGCCGACGCCGUGGUCGCCGGCCAGAGCGUCAUCGACGUCGAGGCCGGCAUCGUCCGGAACGCAGCCGAGAUCAUCGCCAAGGCCAGCUUCGGCAUGGACGACGACGACGAGGCCGGCGCGCGGGUGUUCCACAAGCUGCAGGCCAUGCAGGCGAUGCUGUUCCAGUCCAACCGCCUCGUGGGCGUGCCGCUGGCGCGGCUGCUGCACGUGCGCAAGACGUACGAGGCGUGGAAGCUCGGCCGGGAGAUCGACGCGCUGCUCAUGGAGAUCAUCGACGCGCGCCGUCGGCGUCAAGGGAGGAGCGGCGGCAGCAGCAACAACAAAGACCUGCUGUCGCUGCUGCUUGCCGGGAGCGGGAGCGAGUCGUCGGAGGAGCGUCGGCUGACGACGCGGGAGGUGGUGGACGAGUGCAAGACCUUCUUUUUCGGCGGGCACGAGACGACGGCGCUGGCGCUGUCGUGGACGCUGCUGAUGCUGGCGGCGCACCCGGAGUGGCAGGAGGCGCUGCGGGAGGAGGUGUUGGCCGCCGGGGCGGGCGGCGAGGGGCCCCUGGACGCUGCGUCUCUGGGGCGGCUGACGAAGAUGGGGUGGGUCAUGAGCGAGGUGCUGCGGCUGUACCCGCCGUCGCCCAACGUGCAGCGGCAGGCGCUGGAGGACAUCAGCAGCAGCUCCGGCGUGGUGGUCCCGCGGGGCACCAACAUGUGGGUGGACGUGGUGGCGAUGCACCGCGACCCGGCGCUGUGGGGCGAGGACGCGCACGAGUUCCGGCCGGAGCGGUUCGCGCGGGACCCCGUGCAGGGCGGGUGCCGGCAGCGCAUGGGGUUCCUGCCCUUUGGGUUCGGCGGCCGCAUCUGCGUGGGGAGGAACCUGACGGCCAUGGAGUACCGGGUGGUGCUGGCCAUGCUGCUGCGGCGCUUCCGGCUGGAGGUGGCGCCCGAGUACAGGCACGCGCCAAGGGUCAUGCUCUCGCUGAGGCCAGCCGCCGGCAUCCAACUCCGGCUCACGCCCAUCAUCCAUUGAUCAGGAGUCGGUGGUAUGGAGUUAUUGUUGGCAUGUAAGCUUGCUAGCUCUGUAUGCAAUGCAACACAAUACAAUCUAGUAGGGGCACUAACUUGCUACACAUAUAGGAAAAGUAUGUGACAUUGUUGUGUGUGCAAGAAUAUAAAAAACAAAGAAGGUAUUUUCUAGAGGAAAAAAGUAGCAUGGGACUCCAUCCAUC
Molecule: messenger RNA, 2005 nt
Organism: Panicum hallii
Lineage: Eukaryota; Viridiplantae; Streptophyta; Magnoliopsida; Poales; Poaceae
Product: cytochrome P450 714C2
Exons: 1
Coding region: 166-1806 (546 amino acids)
Molecular function (GO): iron ion binding; heme binding; monooxygenase activity
Source: RefSeq, a predicted model, not a curated record